AUGGCCAACCACACUCAGAAGACCUACACUCUCAACACCGGCGACAAGAUCCCCGCCAUCGGUCUGGGAACUUGGCAAUCCAAGCCCAAUGAGGUCCGCGUGGCUGUUAAGGACGCCCUUCUGAAGGGUUACCGUCACAUUGAUACCGCCCUGGCCUACGGCAACGAGGCCGAGGUUGGUGCUGGUAUCCGUGACUCCGGUGUCCCCCGCGAGCAGAUCUGGCUUACCACCAAGCUGGACAACACCUGGCACCACCGUGUCGAGGAUGGAAUUGCCUCCUCGCUGAAGGAUCUCGGUGUCGACUACAUUGAUCUCUACCUGGUUCACUGGCCCAGCUCCACCGACCCCGAGGACAAGUCCAAGCACCUCCCCGACUGGAACUUCAUCAAGACCUGGCAAGAGAUGCAGAAGCUCCCUGCCACUGGCAAGGUCCGCAACAUCGGUGUCUCCAACUUCGGCAUCAAGAACCUCGAGAUCCUCCUCAACGACCCUUCCACCAAGAUCGUCCCCGCUGUUAACCAGAUCGAGCUGCACCCCAACAACCCCUCCCCCAAGCUGGUUGCCUACAACACCUCCAAGGGCAUCCACUCCACCGGUUACUCCUGCCUGGGCUCUACCAACUCUCCUCUGUACAAGGACGCCACCCUCCUCGAGCUCGCCGAGAAGAAGGGCAAGACCCCCCCAGCAGGUUCUUCUGGUCUGGGCAAGUCUCGCAUUGACGGCAACUACGAGAUUGACGGUCUGACUCUGUCCGAUGACGAGGUUGCCCAGCUGGAUGGCCUGAAGGACCGCUUCAAGGUCUGCGGCGAUGCCUGGUUGCCCAUUAAGGUUUUCUUCGGCGAUGACGAGUAA
Molecule: messenger RNA, 852 nt
Organism: Penicillium manginii
Lineage: Eukaryota; Fungi; Ascomycota; Eurotiomycetes; Eurotiales; Aspergillaceae
Gene: gcy1
Product: putative glycerol dehydrogenase Gcy1
Exons: 3
Coding region: 1-852 (283 amino acids)
Cellular component (GO): cytosol
Molecular function (GO): aldose reductase (NADPH) activity
Source: RefSeq, a predicted model, not a curated record